Messenger RNA from Suillus plorans, 416 nucleotides. RefSeq lists its product as uncharacterized. The coding region runs from base 119 to 370 and encodes 83 amino acids. Lineage: Eukaryota; Fungi; Basidiomycota; Agaricomycetes; Boletales; Suillaceae. The record is from RefSeq and is a predicted model, not a curated record. The transcript has a single exon.
CUUCUCUCUGACACUGCCCAGGUAAGGAUGCCAAGGCGCGCGCAAUUUCAGCUUGCGCAAAGUGACUCUGACACGGGAAUCUGUCUCUGUUUGACCCUGAAGCACAAGCUCACAGAGGAUGAUGAUGAUACGUUUAGCCUUCGUAUUUGCCGUGCAAUUCACACUCUGCCUACUGAACGUGGACUCUGAGAGCCAAUGCUCUGCUGCUCACCGAUACCUCCAUUUCCCACUUGUCCAUCUUUGCAUGUCACCCAUUUCGACACGCACCCCAUGGGCCUUGAAUGGCUCGACGAUGAUAGCUGAAUCUUCGUUUACGCCUCUGCACAUACUGCCAUCGGUACUUCCGAAAAUCUGCUAUGGAGGAUAUUGAUGCAGACGGCUUCACGAUGGCAAAACCCACCUCAACCACCUUAUGG